Molecule: messenger RNA, 713 nt
Organism: Acanthaster planci (crown-of-thorns starfish)
Lineage: Eukaryota; Metazoa; Echinodermata; Asteroidea; Valvatida; Acanthasteridae
Product: ubiquitin-fold modifier-conjugating enzyme 1
Biological process (GO): protein K69-linked ufmylation
Cellular component (GO): cytoplasm
Molecular function (GO): UFM1 conjugating enzyme activity
Source: RefSeq, a predicted model, not a curated record
ACCGUGGCGAAAAGCAUUGCAGUCUGUACUUUUUCUUUGAACUUCAAGAUGGUUGAUGCAGCGACUAGGAAGACACUGAGCAGUAUCCCACUACUCAAAACAAAGGCAGGACCGAGAGAUAAAGAUCUUUGGGCAACAAGACUGAAGGAAGAAUACCAGUCAUUAAUUCAGUACGUUAACAACAACAAGGAAUCGGACAAUGAUUGGUUCCGACUUGAAUCCAACAAAGAUGGGACCCGGUGGUUUGGCAAAUGUUGGCACAUCCACGAACUCCUCAAAUAUGAAUUUGAUAUUGAGUUUGAUAUUCCUGUGACAUAUCCUCAAACGGCUCCAGAAAUCGCCAUUCCGGAGUUGGAUGGUAAAACAGCCAAGAUGUACAGAGGUGGGAAGAUCUGUCUGACAGAUCACUUUAAACCUCUCUGGGCUAAAAAUGUCCCAAAGUUUGGGAUUGGCCACGCUAUGGCAUUAGGGCUGGGACCUUGGCUGGCUGUUGAAAUUCCAGACCUCAUCAGUAAAGGACUUAUAUCAUACAAAGAGAAAGAUGAGAAUGGUGCCGGUAAAUGAUAAUAGUGCUGUAUGACAUAUAUUAUGAAGGCAAGAUUCCAGACCCAGAGUAAGUUUGGGGAAUGUGACUAGGGCUGCAUCCGAAUCUCUUGUCUAGAGCUAGGUCUAGGUCUUCGCUCCAAUGGAAAUGCGUGGAAACACGUAGACGA